Messenger RNA from Aspergillus fumigatus Af293, 216 nucleotides. RefSeq lists its product as uncharacterized. The record is from RefSeq and is a predicted model, not a curated record. NCBI's taxonomy places the organism in Eukaryota, Fungi, Ascomycota, Eurotiomycetes, Eurotiales, Aspergillaceae. The transcript has 2 exons. Bases 1 to 216 code for a protein of 71 amino acids.
AUGAGCUUGCAGUAUGUGAAAGAACUGAUCGUGUCUAAGCGGCACAGCAUGGCUGGCUCAUUGCUAGGGGAUCUUUCUAAUGCCCGAUCAUAUUCCUCGAACGUGUCGACUAGAAACGCCAGAAGCGGUCGACUGCGCCUCGACGGGAUCAUCAAUCACUUCUUCGAUCUGGAGAGGGAUAUCCUUGAGCGCGAGACCAUCUCCGAUUGCUUUUAG